Molecule: messenger RNA, 1654 nt
Organism: Ctenocephalides felis (cat flea)
Lineage: Eukaryota; Metazoa; Arthropoda; Insecta; Siphonaptera; Pulicidae
Gene: RhoGAP71E
Exons: 8
Coding region: 1-1614 (537 amino acids)
Biological process (GO): signal transduction
Molecular function (GO): GTPase activator activity
Source: RefSeq, a predicted model, not a curated record
AUGCCCAGUUGGGCACAAAGGAUGCAUCGAAGGGCUGUUGUUUUGGGCAUUGUAAUGACUGCUUGUGGUCACCCUUGGAACGGGCCUUACCCCCACAGGCUUGAUAAAGUUAAAUUCGGAGUCGCUCUGUCAGAGGUUUUCAAGAAUGGCAUUCCCGCCCCUCUGUUGGUGCUCAUAUUGAAAUUGAAUAAAGAGGCACCGACGAGAAAGGAUGUCUUCAGGGCUCCGGGGCACCAGGCUUCGAUGAAGAAAUUAGUACAUUUUAUGUCAACGGGGAGGAUUACUAAUGUCGAUAACUAUUCUGUGUAUACAAUUGCAAGUGUUUUAAAGAAGUUUUUAAGAAAGAUUCCUGGAGGCGUUUUUGGAACUAAGGGGGAGGCUAGGAUGUUCGAGAUCAUCAAAAUGCAAGAUGAGGAUGAACAAUGUGAAGCAGUACAUAACCUCCUGGCUUCUCUACCUUCACAUACUCAACGUUUGUUGGUUCUUCUACUUGGCACCUUCCGGGUGAUUGCAACAAAUGCAGAACGGGCUGAUACCGGAAUGAGCAGUGAGGCUUUGGGGGUGUCUGUAGCACCCAGUUUCUUUCAUACUUGUGUUGCAGAUGGAAAAACUGCCAGAAUGCAAGAUGUAGAUAAAUAUAAGAUGGCGACUCGUGUUAUGAAACUUCUGAUAGAACAUUUCACAGCUGGUGCAUUAUUUGAACGAGAGAUGUAUUUAUAUUACGCUCGUGUUACCGGAAGAGUUCUGCGCGUUGGAGAUGAAUGGAUCUGCAGCUUCCGUGAUCCGCCACCACCGAAAAGUGCAACUGCACAACAACUUUAUGCUCGGCAAUUGUCAUUAGAAGCUGAACAAACUUGGCUUCAAUGUGAAUGUGCACGGUGGGGCAGAAAAUAUAACCUUGGAGGCGUGACAUCACAAGAAGAAUCUCAAUCGACACCUGCUUUGACUUCCGAUAUAUCUGGAAGUGGAGGAGGUGGUGGUUCAUCUUCUGGAGGAGGCGCAUCUGCUUCUUUGGAUAUGAUACCAGAACAUUCGCUUUUGGAAUCGUGUGCUCGGCUUUCUGUGUCCUUGGAGGGUCCUGCGGGGCUCUACGGCGGCGGGACCGCUUCUUCCUCGGCCCAAACCGGAGCUAACGUUUCAAGUUGUUCUAGCAGCCGCUCCAGCAGGUCUAGUUCACACCACAUGACGCUGGAAGAGUUGCGUGCAGUAAAUCGUUACGCGGAGAGUACGAAAAGUCUCACGUACCUGCCUCAGGUACAUGAACGCCAGACUGCCAGGAUGCGUACCCGCUCUGAGUGGUUUUUGGAAUCCAGAGGCGGAUCCUUGGAAUUAGGAGCAGUGAAGAACACAGGCAGGCCCCCUUUAAAUCUCACUACGUCCCCGGUGGCAUCUCACACUAGCAGUAAUAACGUGGUGGUGGCGUUGCUCUCAGCAAGUGCCGAAUCAGUUCAACAGAGGCAACAUCGCACCACUUCCAUUCGCCGCUCCGGAGGAAGCAGUUCCCGGCACGCUAUGCGCCAAGGCAGUUCGCGCCGGAACAAGGAAAACGGUGGAGCAAAUCCUGUCCGGACUGGGAGUUUCAGGAGUAAAGAGCAUAGGGUGAGUAGUAGAUAGUUAAAAUAUUUAGGUCACAUACAGGUAACCCCGUACAACA